Molecule: messenger RNA, 1875 nt
Organism: Cotesia glomerata
Lineage: Eukaryota; Metazoa; Arthropoda; Insecta; Hymenoptera; Braconidae
Gene: Hrb27C
Product: heterogeneous nuclear ribonucleoprotein 27C-like
Exons: 8
Coding region: 353-1750 (465 amino acids)
Molecular function (GO): RNA binding
Source: RefSeq, a predicted model, not a curated record
ACUCACGUAUUGACGCCGGACGUGACGCAGUGCGCAUCGCAACGUUUUCAUUCCGGUUGAGGACACACACACAAGCGAGCCCUUGAGCUGACCAGCCAAUAAACUAACGCGAAAACUAACCAACGACCGUGCUGUGUGCUGGCUUGCCGUCUCUACAUCCGACAUUCGACAUUCUAAACGGAAUAUCAUUUGUGGGAAGCCAUUACCCUCGUCUCCGCGUUAACAACCAGCACCACUAUCAGCAUCGUGCCAUAUACCUCGUACGCAUCUUAGCAUUUUAUUUUAUUGAACCUCGAUAUUAACUUUUAAAUUUAUAACGUAACGUUAUUCGGAUAGUUAUAAGUUUAAUAUUAUGAGAGUUAAACCUGAAAUGGACGACGACGAAAAGGGAAAAUUAUUUGUUGGGGGUUUGUCAUGGGAGACGACUCAAGAAAAUUUGCAACGAUACUUCAGCCGUUAUGGCGAAGUUAUUGACUGCGUGGUUAUGAAGAACAGCGAGUCCGGUCGCAGUCGUGGCUUUGGAUUCGUCACCUUUAGCGAUCCCGCUAAUGUUGCUCUGGUUCUUCAAAAUGGACCGCAUCAAUUGGACGGACGGACUAUCGAUCCAAAACCAUGUAAUCCACGUACAUUACAAAAACCAAAACGAAGUGGUGGCUUUCCAAAAGUAUUCUUAGGUGGUUUGCCUAGCAACGUGACUGAGACAGAUUUACGACAAUUCUUUUCACGUUUUGGCAAGGUCAUGGAAGUUGUAAUCAUGUACGACCAAGAGAAAAAGAAAUCAAGAGGAUUUGGAUUUCUGAGCUUCGAAGACGAGGAAGGAGUCGACCGUUGCGUAGCUGAGCAUUUCGUCAACUUGAAUGGAAAACAGGUUGAAAUCAAGCGUGCGGAGCCACGUGAUUCAUCAAGCAAGAUGAAUGACGGCCACCAAGGACAAUGGGGCCAUCAGCCUCAGCAAGGUGGCCCGCCAAUGGGUAUGGCCGGUAACAUGGGCCCCAUGGGUGGACCUAAUGGUCAGAUGGGAGGCCCGAUGAUGGGAGGACACAUGGGUCCACCCGGCAACAUGAUGCAAGGGUACCAAGGAUGGGGUACUAAUCCUCAGACUGGUGGUUACGCUGGAUACAGCACUCAGUACAACGCUCAAGGAUGGGGUGCUCCACCAGGACCUCCUCAGCAGCAGCAGAUUCCUCCACCGCCACCUCAUCAGUGGGGAAGCAGCUACAACGUCCAGCCAGCAGCUGCUACUCAGGGUUACGGAAGCUACGGUGGGCCAGCGGCGGCCGCAUCAGGUGGUUAUGGGCCUACAGCCGGUACAGGUGGAGCUGCGGGUGGUGGUCCCGGGGGUUCAUGGAACUCUUGGAACAUGCCCCAAAAUGGGCCGCCUCCAGGUACCCAGCCACCACCCCAGCCUCCUCAGCCCAACUCCUCGCAGCCUAACUCCAACUCAAAUCCCUCUGGCCCGCAGGGUGAUAUGUACUCGAGACAAACAUCUGGGUCAGGCGCACCAGGAUCAAGCAGCAGUUCAUCCAAGAAUCCAGAUUAUAGCGGUUAUAGCGGGUAUACUGGUAGUUUCGCCGACACGAGUUAUCCUCAGCGUUCUUAUCAGGGUGGCGAGAGCAACCAAGAAUUAACUUCCGCAAAAGUAAAAACAGACUAUGGAAGCAUGACCUUAGUAUCAAACGGAGAUGUAGCUCCAGGUCCUCAACGAUUUUCCUUGUCCCAACACACGAAUUAUCAUCCUUACAGACGCUAGGCUUUGAACACAGAGGAACUGAGUUGUCUCAUGUGUCGAAAGUACAGAAUAAGAAGACAUAAUGAUAAUAAUAAUAAAUAAUAUUUUUAAUAUUAAGAAACAACUUUCCCAGAAUUUAAAUUUAA